AGCAUAAAACAGUGCCUGGCAUACAGCAAGUGCUCAACAAAGAAUUUUUGGAUGAAUAAAUGAGCCAAUCACAUGCAACAGUACUUCUUGAAAGUGGCAUUGAAUGUGGGUGUCCAGGACAUUGUGUGACUCAGGAAACAGCUCAGACAUUAGGCUUGCAGCAGGCUGAAGAGGACAAGGAAAGGGCAGUGUGAGCCAAGGAGGUGGCCCUGCCACAGUGAGGGCUCUGAAAGUCCCUGCCUGAAAAGGGAGAGGAGAUCUGGGCUUGGGGAUGCUCUGGAAUGCAGCCCCCUUCCCUGCUGCUGCUUCUGCUGCUGCCGCCACCACCGUGUUUCCUAGUUGUCAUGGCCAGAGGGCUGCUGUGCGGAAGUUUUCCAGAACCCUGUGCCAAUGGAGGCACCUGCCUGACCCUGCCUCAGGGGCAAGAGACCUGCCUGUGUGCCCCUGGCUUCCUGGGCAAGACAUGCAAGUUUCCUGACCCCUGCCAAGAUGCUCAGCUCUGCCAGAAUGGGGGCAGCUGCCAAACCCUGCUUCCCACCUCACCAGGCUCCUCUAGCUCCCCCUCUCCAUUGCCCCCCAGCUUCUUCUGCAACUGCCCCACUGGCUUCACUGGUAAAAGGUGCCAGGUCCGCCUCCAAGACCCCUGUCUUCCCUCCUUCUGUUCCAAAAGGGGCCGCUGCCACAUCCAGGCUUCAGGCCACCCACAGUGCACCUGCAUGCCUGGAUGGACAGGUGAGCAGUGCCAGCUUCGGGACUUCUGCUCAGCCAACCCCUGCAUCAAUGGAGGCGUAUGUCUGGCCACAUACCCCCAGAUCCAGUGCCGCUGCCCACCUGGCUUUGAGGGUCAUGCCUGCCAACAUGAUGUCAAUGAGUGCUUCCAGGACCCUGGACUCUGCCCUAAAGGCACCUCCUGCCAUAAUACCCUGGGCUCCUACCAAUGUCUCUGCCCUGCAGGGCGGGAAGGUCCACACUGUGAGCUCCGAACAGGACCCUGCCCCCUGGCAGGCUGUUCAAAUGGGGGCACCUGCCAGCUGGUGCCAGGGGGAGACACCACCUUUCACUUCUGCCUCUGCCCGCCAGGCUUCACAGGCCUAGACUGCGAGGUGAAUCCAGAUGACUGUAUUGAGCACCACUGUCAGAAUGGGGGCAUUUGCCAGGACGGACUGGGCACCUACACCUGCCUCUGCCCAGAGACUUGGACAGGCUGGGAUUGCUCUGAAGAUGUGGAUGAAUGUGAGGUUCACGGUCCCCCUCACUGCAAAAAUGGGGGUACCUGCCAGAACUUGCCUGGCAGCUUUCAUUGUGUAUGUGUGAGUGGCUGGGGAGGCACAGGCUGUGAAGAGAACCUGGAUGACUGUGUUGCUGCUACCUGUGCUCCUGGAUCCACCUGCAUUGACCACGUGGGCUUCUUUUCCUGCCUCUGCCCACCUGGGCGCACAGGCCUCCUAUGCCACCUGGAAGAUAUGUGUCUGAGCCAGCCAUGCCAUGGGGAAGCCCAGUGCAGCACCAACCCCCUGACGGGCUCCACACUCUGCCUGUGCCAACCUGGCUACUCAGGGCCCACCUGCCACCAAGACCUGGAUGAGUGUCAGAUGGCCCAGCAAGGUCCCAGUCCCUGUGAACAUGGUGGUUCCUGCCUCAACACCCCUGGCUCCUUCAACUGCCUCUGUCCACCUGGCUACACAGGCUCCCGCUGUGAGGCUGAUCAUAAUGAGUGCCUGUCCCAGCCCUGCCACCCAGGCAGCACCUGCCUGGACCUCCUUGCCACCUUCCACUGCCUCUGCCCACCAGGUUUAGAAGGGCUACUCUGUGAGGUGGAGACCAAUGAGUGUGCCUCAGCUCCUUGCCUGAACCAAGCUGACUGUCACGACCUGCGCAAUGGCUUCCUGUGUGUCUGCCAGCCUGGAUUCACUGGCACCCAGUGUGAGGAAGACAUCGAUGAAUGCAGAAGCUCUCCCUGUGCCAAUGGUGGUCAGUGCCAGGACCAGCCUGGAGCCUUCCAUUGCAAGUGUCUCCCAGGCUUUGAAGGGCCACAGUGUGAGACAGAGGUGGACGAGUGUCUGAGUAGCCCAUGCCCCAGUGGAGCCAGCUGCCUUGAUCUCCCAGGAGCCUUCUUUUGCCUGUGCCCCUCUGGCUUCACAGGCCAGCUCUGUGAGGUUCCUGUGUGUGCCCCCAACCUGUUCCAGCCUGAAAAAAAAUGCCAGGAUCAGGAAAACAAGAUCCACUGCCUCUGCCCCAGUGGAAGCCUUGGCUGUGCCCCUGCUGAGGACAACUGCACCUGCCACCAUGGGCAUUGCCAGAGGUAACAUCUUCCAGGCCCUCCAUUUGCCCCUUUUCUGGUCCUCCUUAGCUAUGGUAGGAGAAAAAGCAAGUGAGGAACAUGUCUGUGGGAAAUGACCAACGGCGACUAUGAAGGAGAUGACCAAGUUCUUAGGGCAA
Marmota monax (woodchuck) is the source of this 2439-nucleotide messenger RNA. RefSeq names its product neurogenic locus notch homolog protein 4. The transcript has 13 exons. NCBI's taxonomy places the organism in Eukaryota, Metazoa, Chordata, Mammalia, Rodentia, Sciuridae. Gene Ontology annotation, biological process: heterophilic cell-cell adhesion; establishment or maintenance of epithelial cell apical/basal polarity. The record is from RefSeq and is a predicted model, not a curated record. The coding region runs from base 282 to 2306 and encodes 674 amino acids. Gene Ontology annotation, cellular component: protein-containing complex; plasma membrane. Gene Ontology annotation, molecular function: calcium ion binding.